CCAAAGCCCUGACACCUGGAGCUACUGCUUGGUUCUCUGAGAGGCUGCAGCACCCUGCAAACUGAGUCCAGAUCUGGUAAGUCACCACCUCCUUAGGGUCAAGCCCAUCUGAUCUGCAGCCAGCCAGUCAGGGAGGUUGACAUGCAGCCCAAGGUGGCAGAGAGAAUUUUCUUGUCUGUUUUCAGAUGAACAGAUUUAGGCUUUGAUUUUUCCUCUAAAUGUAGUUUUGUCUUCAUCCCCCAAAAUUUGAUUUGUGCUUGGUUUUUGUCAUUUCAAAAUUCUUAUCGAAGCAUUUUUUUUUUAACUAGAGAUAUUAAAAAGUUACAACUGGUUGAAUUUUUAUUUCACGACAUUUGAAAUUAUUUGUUUUUGUGCCCUUAAAUUACAGUUCAUAGAUUUGGUGGCAUUGUGAUUUUACAUGUUAGGACUUCAUUUUUACUAAAACCUUAAAGAUAUUCCAUAAACCAUUCUCAAGAGUGGAGUCUUUGUUCUGAACAUGGGAUCAAUUUUUUUCCCCUAGAUGCCAUCCCAAAGUGGGUCAUUGUGAGUCUGUAAGAGAUCAACAUUGGAAUCUUCAUCUGAGAGUUAGUGUUUUUAUCUCUAACUUUCACAGCUCUAGAACACUCUCAUGCUGUUUUUACAAUUUCUUGUUACAAUUUUUCAAAAUAAAAAAUAAUGGCACUGAUUCCAAGGAGUCCCUUUAGUCUUCUGCAAGCAUGUUAAUUGUGGGAACUGAGAAUGUAGGCUAUGUGGGGCCACAGGACAUUCUCGUUCCCAUUGUUUUAGGGUAGUAAGUGACAAGAAAUAUUUUCUCAAAAAGGUGGAGCUUAGCUUUCAGGAUUCUCAGCAAUGCUUCCCGGUGUUACUGAGAUUUAGCGCAGUAAUGGUUGAAAAUGAAUGGGCCAGUGGUCACCUUGCCUUUCCUCAUUGUUUGGAAGACAUUCUUCACGGUACCAGCAGGGGCAGAAUUACGGAUUUGUGUCCAGAAAGUGCAGAGUGGAAUUGGGGUGAACUAAUUACCUUUCCACCUCUACGAGAGCAAUGAUAUUGGCACUAGGAGAUGAUGAAGUGAUGUGAUUUGCCAUAAGAAUGAUGUUUUUUUCUCUAGAUUCAUCAGGAUGAGCCUCCAGGCCCCACCCAGACUCCUGGAGCUGGCUGAGCAGAGUCUGCUGAGGGACCGGGCCUUGGCCAUCCCCACCCUGGAGGAGCUGCCCCGGGACCUCUUUCCCUCACUGUUCAUGGGGGCCUUUACCAGGAGAUGCUGCGAGACCCUGAAAACUAUGGUCCAGGCCUGGCCCUUCACCUGCCUUCCUCUAGGUUCCUUGAUGAAGUCGUGUAAUCUAGAGACCUUUCGAGCUGUGCUAGAGGGGCUUGAUGCACUGCUUGCCCAGAAGGUUCGCCCCAGGCGGUGGAAACUUCAAGUGCUGGACUUGCGGAACGUGGAUGAGAACUUCUGGGGCAUAUGGUCUGGAGUUUCUGCAACCUCCCCAGAGGCCCUGAGUAAGAGACGAACAGCAGGGAACUGUCUAAGGCCAGGUGGGCAGCAGCCCUUGACAGUGAUCCUAGACCUUUGCUUCAAGAAUGGGACGCUGGAUGAAUGCCUCACCCACUUCUUAGAGUGGGGCAAUCGGAGAAAAGGCUUACUGCACGUGUGUUGCAAGGAGCUGCAGAUUUUUGGAAUAGCCAUCCACAGGAUCACAGAGGUCCUGAACAUGGUGGAGCUAGACUGUAUCCAGGAGGUGGAAGUGUGCUGCCCCUGGGAGCUGUCCAUUCUUAUAAGGUUUGCCCCUUACCUGGGCCAGAUGAGGAAUCUCCGCAAACUUGUUCUCUUCAACAUCCAUGUCUCUGCCUGCAUUCCCCUAGACAGGAAGGAGCAGUUUGUCACCUGGUUCACCUCUCAGUUCCUCAAGCUGGACUACUUCCAGAAGCUUUACAUGCACUCUGUCUCUUUCCUCGAAGGCCACCUGGACCAGCUGCUCAGGUGUCUCCAGGCCCCCUUGGAGACAGUUGUAAUGAACGACUGCCUGCUGUCAGAGUCGGACUUGAAGCAUUUCUCUUGGUGCCCGAGCAUCCGUCAGCUAAAAGAGCUGGACCUGAGGGGCAUCGCACUGACCCAUUUCAGCCCUGAGCCCCUCGCAGUUCUGCUGGAGCAAGUUGAGGCCACCCUGCAGACCCUGGACUUAGAGGACUGUGGGAUCGUGGAUUCCCAACUCAGCGCCAUCCUGCCUGCCCUGAGCCGCUGCUCCCAGCUCAGCACCUUCAGCUUCUGUGGGAACCUCAUCUCCAUGGCCGCCCUGGAGAACCUGCUGCGCCACACCGUUGGGCUGAGCAAGCUAAGCCUGGAGCUGUAUCCUGCUCCUCUGGAGAGUUAUGAUGCCCAGGGUGCUCUCUGCUGGGGGAGAUUUGCUGAACUUGGGGCUGAGCUGAUGAAGACACUGAGGGACUUAAGGCAGCCCAAGAUCAUUGUGUUCAGCACCGUCCCCUGCCCUCGCUGUGGCAUCAGGGCCUCCUAUGACUUGGAGCCCAGUCACUGCCUCUGUUGAAUGCCUGCCAUCAGGGUGGGUAUAUUUAAAGCUUUCUUCUGGUCAUUUGGGAGCUGAAACCUAGGCCAUGAGUGUAUGUUAAAGGGAGCACAGACCCAUCGUUUCAGAAGCCUGCUCAGUGUGAAUGAGAAAGGAAAGGGGAUGCAGGAGGGGUGGGACUGGGGGAAAAGUUGAGUUGGAGUUGAUAGGAGCUUUAGAGACCUUUGUCCCAGAGAAUCAGAAAUGGGAAUCUGAAUUGCUAGAAUGAGAAUCAGGUAGGAGAGACACAUGAGAGAGUUACCCCUGCAUGGAUGAUUGUAAAGAAACAGUCAGAAAUAAAGGGAAGCUGAGUGGAAA
Molecule: messenger RNA, 2879 nt
Organism: Pongo pygmaeus (Bornean orangutan)
Lineage: Eukaryota; Metazoa; Chordata; Mammalia; Primates; Hominidae
Product: PRAME family member 12
Exons: 3
Coding region: 1119-2543 (474 amino acids)
Biological process (GO): negative regulation of apoptotic process; negative regulation of DNA-templated transcription; positive regulation of cell population proliferation
Cellular component (GO): cytoplasm
Source: RefSeq, a predicted model, not a curated record